This is a messenger RNA of Dermatophagoides farinae (American house dust mite), 1696 nucleotides long. RefSeq names its product protein-cysteine N-palmitoyltransferase Rasp (gene rasp). Gene Ontology annotation, molecular function: palmitoyltransferase activity. NCBI's taxonomy places the organism in Eukaryota, Metazoa, Arthropoda, Arachnida, Sarcoptiformes, Pyroglyphidae. Gene Ontology annotation, biological process: protein palmitoylation. The record is from RefSeq and is a predicted model, not a curated record. Gene Ontology annotation, cellular component: endoplasmic reticulum.
UAAUUUUUCAUCAACGGCUUUCAUAUUUCAGUAUUUAGUUAUUACGUUGCUUAAGAAGGGACCUAUUGUCGGCUAUAAAAUUUUCCAAUCGAUUUAUAACUCGUGAAAUAAUGGUACUAGAAUUUGUUUUUUUUUCAUUUGUUUGAGUGGUAUUCAAUAUUUGGCGCCAUAUUUAUCAUGUCACUGGUAAUUAGUAUUGAAUUUACAAUCUAUAGCGUUAUAUUUAUUUCAUCAGCAAUUUAUUCUGUUUGGAAUUUUUUUCAAACUUCUCACCUUCAUCUAUAUGAAAUUGAUCAAAGUGAUUUUCAAACUGACACAUGGUUUUCUCGGACAUAUGCCACCAGUCAUCCAUUGGAUGUUACUGAUUUAGAAUGGCAAUUCGCCAAACGAUAUUACAUUGGUACUGAAAUUCUAUACCUUCUUUGUCAUUCAAUUGGAUUUCUGAUUACUCGAUUAAUAUUUCCUCUGUAUUCACCUUUGUUCAUUAUUCUAUAUUCGUCAUUCAUUCUAUCCUAUCUAUUAUCGUUGAAAUUUCUAUCAUUGAUAUUCAUAAAUAUUGGCGCCAUUUUCAUUCUGGAACAUUUCAUUCGUUAUUUCGGCAGAAAUAUUGACCGUCGUUGGCUACGUAUUCCACAUUAUAUUAUUUUCUCAUUUUUAGUAGCUAUCGCUCAUCGAUUAGAGUUUGUUGCCGCCGAUCGUGAACAAAAUUUUCUCAUACAUGUCAGUUUCUCAUGGCUCAAUGCCAAACUAUUAAGCUGUUCGAUUGAUGCUUAUGAUGGUGAACAUUAUGAUGACCAAAAAAGGACUUGGCGUUUUACCCUGAUUCGAUUGGCCUAUCUUUUCUAUUUUCCCCCUUUCUUCUUCGGACCAAUUUAUAAUUUCGACGAUUUUUAUAAAUCAAUUGAAAACUUGACUACAAAUUCAAUCGGGUGGCCAUCAUCAACAAUCAUCAAGAUUAUUCAACUUUUUCGAUAUAUACUAUGGGCCUUAUUUUUGGAAAUUAUCUUACAUUUCAUCUAUUCAUCAUCAUUUCAAUAUUACAUCUAUAUUGUCGAUACGUUUGAUUCAUGGAGCUUAUGUGGCCUUGGUUAUUCAUUAAUGAUUUUAUUUUUUCUAAAAUAUUUUGUCAUCUACGGUAUUAGUAGACAAUUGGCCAUCAUUGAUGGUUUAGACAAUGUUAUUUCAUCCCCACCAGAAUGCAUUGGUCACAUACAUCAGACAUCUUAUUUGUGGCAUAAAUUCGAUCGUGGCCUCUAUCAGUUUCUCUUGAAAUAUUUCUACAAGCCUUUGAAUGGAUCACCAACGAGUAGCGUGUUGAGACGAAUCUUUUCAGCCAUCGUUUGUUUUACCAUUAUUGCCUUUUGGCAUGGACUGCAUGAUUCAAUCAUUGUUUGGGUUACGAUGAAUAUUCUUCUCACUUAUUGUGAUCGUAUAGUCGCCAUCGUUUUCAAAUCUAAUGAUGCUUUUCGUAUGAAAGCUUUAAUUGGGUCACCAUUGCUUGCAUUAGCAUACAUUUCAAACAUAUUUUUCCUGUCCAACUAUGAAAUCGGUUGGUUGUUUAUUUCGAAAAUUAUUCUUUGUUUUCCUUGGCCAUUAUUAACUGUUUUGUUCAUUUUUUACUGUGGCUGCUUUAUUUGCGAUCAAAUUAACUGCAAGAUGGCUAAAUAGAUCAAUAAAUUUAUUUUCAAUUAAGGAA